This is a messenger RNA of Lycium barbarum (goji berry), 1617 nucleotides long. RefSeq lists its product as uncharacterized. Bases 1 to 1617 code for a protein of 538 amino acids. The record is from RefSeq and is a predicted model, not a curated record. Gene Ontology annotation, molecular function: protein dimerization activity. The transcript has a single exon. NCBI's taxonomy places the organism in Eukaryota, Viridiplantae, Streptophyta, Magnoliopsida, Solanales, Solanaceae.
AUGACUUCUCCAAUGAUUCAAAAAGAAAUUGUGACUGCAUGCAAAAUUGAAAUAAUUAAGGCUAUCAUAGAAGAAUUAAAUGCAGAUUACUUUGCCUUGUUGGUUGAUGAAUCUUUUGAUGUGUCGCGCAAGGAGCAAAUAGCUGUUGUUUUACGAUAUGUUGAUAGAAUGAGAUUUGUGAUGGAGCGACUUAUUGACAUUAUUCAUGUUCAAGAUACUUGUGCAUCAUCUCUAAAAGAAGCAAUUGUUAAUUUACUUGAUCAACAUUCCUUGAGUCUUUCUUAUGUACGUGGACAAUGUUAUGAUGGGGCAAGUAAUAUGCAAGGUAGAAUCAAUGGCCUUAAAAUGUUGACUAGGCAAGAAAGUAGAUCGGCUCAUUCUGUUCAUUGCUUUGCUCAUCAAAUUCAACUAAGUCUUGUUGCGGUUUCUAAAAAGUGUGUUGAAGUGGGGGAGCUUGUACUAUUGGUUUCGAAUAUUUUGAAUAUGUUGGGAGCUUCUUUUAAACACAUGGAUGAAUAUCGAGAAUCUCAAAAGAAAAGAGUUCAAGAGGCAUUAGAUAUGGGUGAACUUGAAACUGGUAGAGGCUUGCAUCAAGAAUUUGGUCUUACUAGAGCUUGUGAUACUCGUUGGGGAUCCUACUACAAAUCUUUUAGUAACUUUAUUCUUAUGUUUGGUUCAAUUGUUGAUGUACUUGAUGAUAUUGUUGUUGAUUCAUAUUGUCCAGAUGAAAGUGCCAAGGCAAUGGGAUUUCUCAGAGCAUGUCAAACAGUUGAUGUUGCAUUCAUAUUGCAUUUGAUGAGAGAUAUUUUAGCAAUCACAGAUGAGCUUAACAAAUGCUUACAGAAAAAGGAGCAAGAUAUCGCAAAUGCCAUGCUACUUGUUCAAGUAGCAAAGAAAAGGUUGCAAAAGUUAAGGGAGGAAGAAUGGGGUUCGCUUAUUGAUAAAGUAUCUAAAUUUUGUAUCAAGUAUCAAAUUUUGAUACCUAAUUUAGAUGAGCCGUACUUUACCUCUUUGAGAUCACGGCGUAAACUUGCUGGUUGUAAUGUCUCACACCAUUAUUACGUUGAAGUGUUUUGCAAAGUUAUUAAUUGGCAAAUUCAAGAGCUUUCUUAUCGUUUUGACGAAGUAACGACUGAUUUGCUUCAUGGAAUUCCUUGUUUAAAUCCAAUUGACUCAUUUUCUAGUUUUGAUCUCAGGAAAAUAAUGAGAAUGGCUGAACAUUAUCCUGAUGACUUUGAUGAAUUUAGUAUGGGGGCUCUUGAGAAUCAACUUGCGAGUUACAUUAUUGAUGUUCGUGAUCUUGAUGAAAGGUUCUCCGAUCUAAAAGGACUUUGUGAUCUUUCAAAAAGAUUAGUUCAGACAAAGAAGCAUUCAAACUAUCCUCUUGUAUUCCGCUUAGUGAAACUUGCCUUGCUUUUGCCAGUUGCCACUGCAUCUGUUGAAAGAACUUUUUCGGCAAUGAAGUUUAUCAGGAAUGACUUGCAGAGUGGAAUGAAUGAGAGUUAUUUUAGUGGUUGCUUGGUGCCUUAUGUCGAAAAAGAUGUGUUUAAUAGGAUUUCUAAUGAUGUUAUUAUAAAAACAUUUCAAGGAAUGAAACCUCGUCGUGUACAGUUGUAG